Messenger RNA from Echinostoma caproni, 282 nucleotides. NCBI's taxonomy places the organism in Eukaryota, Metazoa, Platyhelminthes, Trematoda, Plagiorchiida, Echinostomatidae. The record is from the annotation of a GenBank genome assembly.
AUGGAAGGGGGUUCCUGUAUCCACGAAAAACCUAUUGUUCGUGUUUUGGUCACGUACGAGAAGCAGACGGCCAACCUGAGGAGGCGGUCCGGCGAUUACGACCUCCGGUUCGCUCUUUUCCUGACUCGUAUGUGCAAGGUUUCCUGUGCCUGUGGGCUCAUGGCCGAUGGCUACGGUGGAACCAGCAGUAACCAUCGAUCAGAUCAUUCGGGGACUUGGUUGGUUGGUGCGACUGUGGACAAACGUUGGCAGGGUGUGCUACCCACUCCAGCUUCGGAUUAA